AUGUUUUCGAACGGUCUGACCUGCAACCUGCCUUUUUGCAUGAACAUAAGAGACUCCGGCUCGGACGAGCUCCUUCCCACCAAGACAAAUAGAGAACCGGUGCUGCUCAACGUCUACGACAUGUACAAAAUUAACGAAUUCACCAGUAACAUCGGCCUGGGGGUGUUCCAUUCCGGCGUCGAGAUAUACGGAACGGAAUACGCCUACGGAGGCCACCAAUAUUCGUUUACUGGCAUAUUCGAAAAUAUACCCCGGGACGAGAACGAAUUAGGAGAACAGUUCAAAUUUAGGCAAACCAUCCACAUAGGCUACACGGAUUUUACCGAAGAAGACGUUAAAAGAAUCAUAAAUGAAUUGGGAAAGGAAUUUAGGGGUAACAGAUACCAUUUGAUGAACAACAAUUGUAAUCACUUUUCGGGAGCUUUCUGUAAAAUUUUAUGCGGCAAUGACAUCCCGCCGUGGAUCAACAGAUUGGCGUAUUUCAGCAGUUGGGUGCCGUUUUUGGAGCGAUGUCUGCCCAAGGAGUGGCUGAUGCCGAUGGCAUUGCAGCAUUCGAUCAGCUGCAGGCGGGAUUCGACGUGCUCCGAGGGCUCCACCACGCCACUCUAA
Phyllotreta striolata is the source of this 609-nucleotide messenger RNA. NCBI's taxonomy places the organism in Eukaryota, Metazoa, Arthropoda, Insecta, Coleoptera, Chrysomelidae. The record is from the annotation of a GenBank genome assembly.